This is a messenger RNA of Diabrotica balteata, 1559 nucleotides long. The record is from the annotation of a GenBank genome assembly. NCBI's taxonomy places the organism in Eukaryota, Metazoa, Arthropoda, Insecta, Coleoptera, Chrysomelidae.
GUGUUAGUGUGUACUUAGAAGAAUUUAAACGUCACCUUUUAAAAUUGUAAAUUUUAUUUUUAAAGAUAAACAUCGUAUUAACUUAUUUUCUAAAAGUAAAAUUUAUAAUUACAAAAAGAGACUACACCGCGUUUAUCUUUUAAAUCGCUAUUAAGUUCUAGAUUUGCUGGAAUUGAGGUUAAAUUAUUUGGGGAGUGGUUAUAUUUAAAAAGUUAAAAUGUUGGAUGAAAAUUUAUUGCAAGAACGAUUAGCACAAUUUAAUCCCGAGCCUUUAGUAGACACUAGUCACAACAAACCCAAAGAAUGCAUCGAAUCAUAUACUAUCCAUGAGGAUGAGUAUAACAUUGAUUUGGCCAAAACCAACUUUUUAAAUUUUUUGGACAAUGAAGAAAUAAAACAGUCAGCUGAAAAUAUUAUACGAAAAUAUGGUGUAGGAACAUGUGGCCCAAGAGCUUUUUACGGUACAACAGAUGUUCAUCUAGAUCUAGAACAGAGGCUUGCAGACUUUCUGCAUAUGUCAGAUUCUAUUGUUUAUUCCUAUGGUUUUGUAGCUAUAUCAAGCUCAAUUGCAGCUUAUUGUAAAAGAAGUGACACUGUAUUUCUAGACAAAGAAACCAACUUUCCAAUACUACAAGGUGUGAUAGCAUCUAAAAGUAAAAUUGUGUAUUUUGACCAUAAUGAUCCAAAUAGUCUAAGACGAGAAGUGGAGAAAGUGAUCAAAAAUGAGAAAAAACCAUCAAGAAAGUUUUUAAUUGUAGAAGGAGUAUCUUGGAAGACUGGAAAGCUGCUGCCUUUGGAAGAAUUCUUAAAAGUAGCUGAAGAUUACAAAAUUCGCAUUUUCUUAGAAGAAUCUUAUUCUAUUGGUAUAUAUGGAGAUCAUGGUAAAGGUCUAACUGAACAUUUUAAUAUUGAUCCCUCAAGAAUAGAUAUGAUAAUAGCUACCUUGGAAGCAGCAUUUGGUUCUAUAGGAGGAUUUUGUGCUGGCUCCCAUUUAACAAUUGAGCACCAAAGAUUAUCAGGUGCUGGAUAUAUAUUUUCAGCCUCCUUGCCCACUUUCUUGGUACAAGCAUGUAUAGAGUCUAUUAGACUCAUGGAAGACCGUCCCAAACAAAUAAGAGCAAUAGCAAGAGAGUUCCAGUUAUUUUUAGAAGAGACAUGCCAAUACAAAGUUGACAGUGACCCUGAAUGUGCUUUUAAAGUUUUUAGUGUUAAAGAAGAAAAUGGGAGAAAAGAGAAAGAGGAAAUAAUUCACUCAUAUUGCAAACAAAAUGGUGUACAUUUUCUAAUAACCGAAGGAGGUCUAAUGAUAAACCUUUCAAUUAAUACAUUUACUAAUAAGAGCAGAUUGGAGAAAGUUUAUAAAGUUCUGGAAAAUGCAUCCAAACUAUAACUUAAAGCUGGUAGCACCACAUUAGGAAUAUUAAGCACAACUGCACAGUUAUGGGCAUUUACUUGAUAAAUUGCUGUAAUGUAUUUUAAUUUAAAAUCAAAUUAAUAUUAGGGUAACACAAAGCUGGUAUUAACAUUCCUUGUGCAAAAAUAAAAUAUAUUUAAAGUUU